This is a messenger RNA of Trichomonas vaginalis G3, 1020 nucleotides long. RefSeq names its product KilA, N-terminal/APSES-type HTH, DNA-binding family. Lineage: Eukaryota; Parabasalia; Trichomonadida; Trichomonadidae. The transcript has a single exon. The coding region runs from base 1 to 1020 and encodes 339 amino acids. The record is from RefSeq and is a predicted model, not a curated record.
AUGUCAACAACAGAGAACACAACAACAGUUAUAGUUCAUGAAGCCAUAAAUGAAGAAUAUGAGUGGGUUCAGUUUAACAAACAGUUACGUCUCAUUCGUUCAGUCAAAGACGAUAUGUACCAAAUGCAAAGUAUUUUGACAGCAUGUUUUGCUCCAGAUACUAAGCUUCCUAAAGACUGGUUUAGGAACCAAAGCACACAAGAACUUUUGAGCGAAGAACAGCGAGUAGGGAAGAAACCCCAGUCGCCAAAACUCUAUGAAAACAGUGAAGAACAGCGAGUAGGGAAGAAACCCCAGUCGCCAAAACUCUAUGAAAACAGUGAAGAACAGCGAGUAGGGAAGAAACCCCAGUCGCCAAAACUCUAUGAAAACAGUGAAGAACAGCGAGUAGGGAAGAAACCCCAGUCGCCAAAACUCUAUGAAAACAGUGAAGAACAGCGAGUAGGGAAGAAACCCCAGUCGCCAAAACUCUAUGAAAAUCGUGAAAAAUUGCCAAACGGUUUGAGAGGAUAUUAUGUACAUAGACUUCUUGUAAAUGCUGUUGCAAUGUGGGCUUCGCCUCGUUAUGCUUGGAAUAUUUACAGACUUCUUGACGAAAUUCAUAGACAAGAACGUGAAGAGCUAGAGAACAAGCUUGAAGCAAAAGACAAAAGCAUUCAGAAAAGAAUACCACGUUCGGUACCAAAAGGAAAGGAAAAGAACUAUAAGUAUAUGAUUUAUACUGAAGAGAUGGAAAAUGAAGAAGAUAAAGAUAUGGUUAUGUUGCAUUUAGUCAGAAGAAACAACAAAAGCUUUUACGACCUUGCUAAGAUUUACAAAUCUGACAGAAAUUGGUUCUAUCGCGAAAACUUACCGAUUUCAAUGACCCCAAAUGAAGAUGUGAAACAAAUAGUUCAAGAUACUUUACCUCAAACACACUAUGAUAUGAAAGGUUGUACAAUACUUACCUUCAAAGAAGAUUUGCCAUUGUUAAAGGAAAAAAUAACAGAGUAUUUUGACAACUUCAAACAAGCAGGGUAG